CGUCCGUCGGCUUACUCGUCGCUCGCGCGUUGGCGGCAAAAUAACCGCGUCCCUCGCUACAGCGUCGUCCGCGUCGGUCGGUGUGUGCGUGACACGCGCGCGCGGCGGUCGAAUCGUCUUCGCGUUGAUUUCGCGUUUCCGUCGCGGCGUGAUCGUUAUCCGCGCGCGAUAAGCGGCGGCGAUAUCAUUUUGAUCGUUUGCGAUACCGUCCGGCGCGAUGUGCCGUUUCCGUGGUCGUUGCGACGUCGCCGGCUGUUGCCGGUGGUGAAUCGGCGACCCGUCAUUGGUCCGGCGAGCGCGAACCCCCGCGAACACGGCCAACCGUAACGCCGUCGUUUUGUAACGAUUCGGACAUAGGUACAUGAUAUAUUGUUAUUGUUAUACGGCCCAUACGUCGUCUUUCGAAUGGUAGUCAUACUUAUCGUGCCUGCACCGACGUCGCCCGGCAAUGGGCCUGGGAGGUACGCCGGCGGCGGCGGCGGAGGAGUUGUCGACCCGGCCAGGAGCCCCGGCGACAGGUCCACCUCGACCACGUCCAUAUCGUUCGUGUCGUCUGAUAACUCGUCGUAUUGUUUUUCGCAGGUCGAUCCGGACAAUGUGAUUGCCACCACCAAAGAAGAAGAAUGGGUGACUAAGAAAAAAGUUGAAUUGACUACCAAAAAACAAAUCGAAACGAGAGUUAAAAGACAAGUCGUGUUGGAAGACGGUAAAAUCGUCGAGGACUCUGGGCCAAUAGUUACGACUAACACGACCGAAGAUACCGAAAAACAGGAACAUCAACAGACCGAACAUCGUCAAUUGGGUGAUGAAGGCGGCGACGGAGAAAAUACCAAAGAAGUGGUCGUGAGAAUAUCUUCAUUGGAAGGAAACCCAUCAUUGUUGAAAGAAGUUCGAGAGAAAAAAAUCAAGAGCCGAGAAGAAAAAGAAGAGCUAGUAGAAACAGAGGACGUAGUCCACCUAGGAAAUAUCAGCGAUAAGGCCUAUCAAGAAGCAAUACAGAGUAAACGAGAUAUUCGUGAAGCUCUUGAAGAAGCCAAUCACAAAUUGGUUCACGUAAACAGCACUGGGCCCAGGGUAGUACAUCAGAGUACUAAAAAUAAAAAAGUAACAGACACAGAAGAUACUAGACACACAAGAGAAGUUCAAAAAGAUGGUAAAAUCGUUACAGAAACAUCAAAAACUACCGAACACGAAGAGGUAAACGGGGUUGAUGAACCAGACAGUGUUCCAUUACCACUCUCAGCACAACAAGAGUUGUUGCGUGAAAGUUCACAUCGAUACGCCAAGACCAAAGAUCAAGAAUUAGUUGAAUAUUUAGCAGAUGGUGAAAAGAUUGGAGAACAAAUGCGUUACGAAGCAACUAACGAAGAAGGAGAUCGACUUGGUGACAUCAAUCAACUACAGAUGAUGGCAAAUGCGGGCGAGUUGGCUGGUUGGGAGAGCUUAUCGGAAAGAAUACGCAAGAUGCGUGAUAGACAACAACAACCGGUUGCCGGAAAAACUCUUGCGGACUUUGAUGAAGAAGAACGUACUAGAAAAGUAGAAACAGCUAAAUGGCUAGAGCAUCAUUUUGGUAGCGAAUCGACCAGGUCGUCUACAGGAAACUUAUCAGAAGAAGAAGCAGAUGAUCGAGGACAUCAAAAGACCACGUCCAAUAGUUUCAUAAACGUGACUAUGAAAUCAACAGAAACACCAGCUAAUGGAUACUUCAAAGGAGUGUCUGAAUGGAAAAAUAAUGAUUCGAUUCCUAUUAAACCACCAAUCAGGAGAAAAAGAGAACAAAAAUCCGAAAUUAUUAAAAAUACUGUUAAUGAAUUAGAGUCAUCUCCGUUGUUUAAUUCAGUCCAACAAAGGGUCCAGGGAUACGAAAUGACUAAAGAUAAGUUGUCUGGACGUAAUGCGAUAAAUGGUUUUAAUCAAUCGCAUCACAACGGAUAUACUCAGACUGCGGCUACUACCGAGAGACGUCACGACUCAAUCGAAUCGUCGGCGCCGUCGGACGCGUACCGGUCAUGGGACCACCGCCGGCGGCGAUCAGCGGAUGGCCAACGCAAUAACAAAUCGACAGCCGCAGUGGCGCCAGAACCGAAACCAGACUAUUCGCCCGAACCCGAACGGCGAGCCAGCAACGGAUCGUCAACGGCGGGCGGGCGUUCGAAAAAGGUGUACCAGAAGACGAGGUUUGCGGCGGACGCGCGACCAGCGCCUGACAACGGCGGCAACGGCAAACAGGAGCGGAAGAAAUCGUUCGGCGAGUCGUUCCGGCGGCUAGUGGGCAAGUUCACGGGUGGCGGACACGGCAGCAAGUCGGACGCCGAUCGGAAGAAAAACCGGAAGAAACCGGAAUCGGCCGAGCGACGGUACGCCGACAGCGGCGACGACGGCGACUACGGUUACGGCGGCGGCGACGCCGAGAACACCUACAGGAGUUACGACGGCGGCGUCAGACCAGCCGCCGACCGUCAUCAGCGGUUGUUCGGCAGCACGCAGACGUUGGAUCGACACCGAGCUGGACGGACGGCCGACAACAACCGCAGCAACAAGGCUCGCGACGACGACUACGACUACGACGACUACGAAGACGACGACAACGUUCACCGAUACAACGAGCACCGGGUCCAGGACGCCAGAGGAUCAUCGCCGGUGAUGAACGGCGGCGGCAGGACCGGCAACGGAGUGCACAGAUACUACUUGGGCGAGGACCCUUUCGGCGGCAGUAUUUACGGCCGCGAAAGGGAAUACGACGGCGGCAAGCGCAGACCGCACAAGAAGAACGGCGGCAGCGGCACAUUUGACUCGCCCCAACAUCACCACACUCAUUACGUCCAGAGGACUAUACCAGUGAACACGACCAGUACUACUUUGGGUCGGUUUAGUAAAUCUACAGGACGUUUGUUAGCUGACGAUUACAACAAUAGCGUGUCAGAUAGAGCUCAAACGCUGCCGAGAAAACUACGAACGGAGAGCAAAAUAAAAAAACAGGUGCACGCGUCCCGGGAGAACGAUUACGGCGGCGUUACGAAUCGGUCGGCGGCUAACUCCGGGAGCAUGAUCAACGUAUCGUUCGCCAACGGGCCAACAAAGCCACAGCGGACGUUCUCAAAACCGUCGUUGCUUCGGAGCCAGAGUUUCAACGUGCAACCAGAUCCGGGACACUUGACGCGCCGGUCGGUGAGCACGUUGCACCGGCUGGAAGAGUCACCGCCGCCGCUUAAGAGCCCGAACAUCGUAAGCAUGUUGAGCAGGAGCACCAAGGACCUGUCGGUGGGCGCAGACGACGGAUACAGAUCACUGUCCGGCAGUUGGGCCAGCCCGGGAGAGCUGAGCAACGGCACCGGAACCGCGUACCGGCGGGACGAUCCGAAGAAAAAGAUCUUUAUGAAGGGCUUGCUGGACCACGCGCCCGAGCUGUACAAGACACUCAGCCACCAGGAGGACACGACCACUGGCCGACGGUAUUCGCCCGUGAAAAUGGACAGGCCUUACUCGAGCAGCGGUCACUCGUCGUCGCCGACCAUCAGGCACGGUAACGGUGAGGUUACCAAUCGGAGUGUAACACGCCGGGGCAGUAAGGACGAUUACACCGAGACGGUACGGAUCACGUCCAAGUCAGACGAUCCGUACCGACCGAGCGUCACCAACACGGUUCAGAACUUCACAAAGAAAAAGGUGCCCAGAGACGGACGAGUGGAAACCAUCGAGUCGACCGAGACCAAGACGGUGACCAAGAGUCGGUACAACGGCGGCGACACCAUUAACGGGUAUAACAGCAUCGGUGGCGGCGGCGUAGUGAUCGAGGUCAGGAACGGCAGAAACUGAUGUAUCAAUGCAAUACAGUGUAACCUCUAAAUACCGAACAUCGUCGGUAGUCGACACUUGUUUGUUCGUUAUUCAGAGCGAUCUGUUUGGAGUCUAUUCCUCCAAAUUCGGGGGGGGGGGUGUCUGUUAUGGGAGGUUUCGCUGUAACGAUAAUAUAACACGAAAUCAACCUUUAUUAUUAUUGCUAUCGUCGUCGACACCGCCGAUCGUUAUUAUAAUUAUAAUAUAAUAUUAUGAAGUAUAU
Messenger RNA from Melanaphis sacchari, 4063 nucleotides. RefSeq lists its product as uncharacterized. NCBI's taxonomy places the organism in Eukaryota, Metazoa, Arthropoda, Insecta, Hemiptera, Aphididae. Bases 406 to 3819 code for a protein of 1137 amino acids. The record is from RefSeq and is a predicted model, not a curated record. The transcript has 9 exons.